Xylaria bambusicola is the source of this 1926-nucleotide messenger RNA. RefSeq names its product kinase-like domain-containing protein. The transcript has 3 exons. Bases 1 to 1926 code for a protein of 641 amino acids. The record is from RefSeq and is a predicted model, not a curated record. Gene Ontology annotation, cellular component: cytoplasm. Lineage: Eukaryota; Fungi; Ascomycota; Sordariomycetes; Xylariales; Xylariaceae. Gene Ontology annotation, molecular function: ATP binding; protein serine/threonine kinase activity. Gene Ontology annotation, biological process: protein phosphorylation.
AUGGCAGCUGACGCCGACGUACCUGAAUCUGUACGAGACUCAAGAUGGGAAGCCGACUUUGAGCCCAACCCACAUGUGCCGUAUCAAACCACCAAUACGUUACUCUCAGGACGAAGACUACUGAAGCAAGAAAUAUGGACAAGACAGAAGCGACUUGGUCAUGGGGGAUUUGGUGUGGUUUGGCUUGAAAGAGCUCAUUCUGCCAAUCAAUCCUCGACCCGCCUGCGAGCCGUAAAGGAACUAAGGGUCGGCCGGGAAGACCUUCGCCGACGUGACUGUAUCCGCGAGCUUCAGGUUUUAGUCAAGUUCUCGCAGCAGAAGUUCGUGGGUUCAUUCGUCGAAUUCUAUAACUGGUACGAGAGUAACGAUGCUCUCUUCAUUGCCAUGGAGUACUGCCAGUAUGGAGACUUGAGGCAGUUCGUUAAAGAAAAUGGCGCCAUCAUCGAGGCUGAUGUACGGAAGAUCACGGAUCAAGUUCUUCAAGGGUUAAUGUUAAUGCACGAGAACAAUUUCGCUCAUCGCGACUUGAAGCCGGCGAAUAUACUCAUACAACACCGACCCCCGAAGAAUGAGUGGAAGAUCAAAGUUGCCGACAUGGGUCUCAGUAAACAGAUCGAUGUCGAGGCAGCCUCUACUACCGUCAGAGGAACUCCGGGUUUCAUUGCCCCAGAACGCAUACCUGGAAUAGGGUCGGCUACCUCUACCACAAAUCCAUUCCCAUGCGACAUGUGGUGUCUUGGUGAGGUGGUCUUCUUCUUGCUUACAAGUGAGAGGACUUUCGAUAGCUCCAUAGAGCUUCAGGAAUAUUAUAAUGGCAAAAAGAGCUUCCCAGAGGAGCGACUGAAGGCUGCUAAAAUCGGUCUGCAGGCAGUCGAUUUCAUCAAGGCUUUAAUGGCGGCGCAACCUUCCGAAAGGUUAUCGGCCUUCCAAGCCGACUACCACUCAUGGAUGAGAGAUACCGGCAGCAUGACAAGACCGCAAAGUAGGGUCUUCGGCAGGCUGCAAGAUUCUUCUCAUUCAUCUGCUUCCCAAUUUAAUGAUCCUGCUUUGGGCAAAACACACAAGGAGCUAGCAGAUCCCCCCUUGGGCAAACUUACAGUCAGGGGGAUUGUCGUAUCAAAUUCUCCACGCCAUACUAUAGACAGACAAAGCAUUCCAUCUGGCUCUUGGAACACUUCUGCAGUCCACCUUCCAACACGCUCCAGGGAUAAUUGUGUUCCAGAGCCAACAGAUCCACGCCAGGAAACGAUGACUGUCCCUUCCGGUACAUGGAAUUCUUCUCCGACAUACCAUAUCCCAGAGUCUCGAAAUGACGAGUCAACGAUUGCCACGUCUACUGAACAUAAUUUUCAGAUGCGUUCCCUGACUAGUGAGGACGAGGAGGAAUCGGAAGCAGAAACUCGAGGAUCUGAUAAUAUGACAUCGUGUUUCUUGGUCGAUCCGAAAGGAACAAUUUGGCCACCGCCGCACAUUCGUGAAGAAGAAUCAGAGAAAGAAGUAUCAGAUGAAGCAGAAGCCUACUAUGUGGUAGACAGAAUCUUCCUUGGGCCGGUAGUCAGACAAAGGAAAUAUAUGGAAAUGCUGGAGUAUGUUGUUCAAUAUAUUUACCAUGCUGGAGGAGCAGUCCCGGAAUAUCAUACAAAGUCAAUCGAAAGACUGUACUCUGAUCCUGCAUCAUCAUUGCCUGGCGAGGACGAUGCUGAGGACAAAAGUGUGUUCUUAUCUAAUGAUGAGAAACUGGAUCCUGACCGUUCUUAUUAUCUGACGAAGAACGGACUCCGGCCCUUGUGGUCAAAAAAACCCACGCAGGAUCAUGCAGACAGGGGAAGUGACAUAGAUGUCGAUGGAGGCUAUAAUUCACGCUCGCCCUGUAACGCAAGGUUACAUACAAGCAAGAGCGAAGAAGGGAGCGAAGAAGAGAUAUAG